AUGCCGACAUCCGUGCUGGCAGCGGUGGCGAAGAAGAUCGCUAUUGGUGCGAUGCCGCGCUCCCCUUUCCCCGACACAGGGACCUCCCAUGUGCUCCCUCCGUCCAUCCUUCUUCAUCAGGAACAACUCGCGGGGGAGCCAAAGUUAGCUCUGGGCAAAUUCCAUCUUCCACAUGUUGCAUGUCCAGUUCCCCAUGACCGGGAAAACAAUUCCCCGACUCUCCCGACUCGCCUCCCCCCGACUCGCCUCCCCCCCGACGCCUCCCGACUUCUCGCCCCUGUGCCGCCGCCCCCGACUCCGUGCGCCACCUCCCACGCCGCCGCCUCCUCCUCCGGCGCCCCCUCCGCCAGCCCCCCUCCGCCACCCCCGAAUCUGCGCCGCCCCACCCGCGUGGCGGUCGUCCCCGCCGCGGCGCCAGAGCGGAAGCCACCGGGCGUGGCGGCGUCCACCACCAACUACGUCGUGCUGCUCGACGCCGCGCCGUCCGGGAUCACGCGCCCGCUCGUCGAGAUCCUCCGCGACCUCAACAAGCGCGUUCCGGACACCAUCGUGCGACCCGCCUCACGACGCGCCUCCGCCUCCGAUCCCGUCGUCCCCUGGUAA
This is a messenger RNA of Setaria italica (foxtail millet), 603 nucleotides long. RefSeq names its product formin-like protein 3. NCBI's taxonomy places the organism in Eukaryota, Viridiplantae, Streptophyta, Magnoliopsida, Poales, Poaceae. Gene Ontology annotation, biological process: double-strand break repair via homologous recombination. The coding region runs from base 1 to 603 and encodes 200 amino acids. Gene Ontology annotation, molecular function: DNA binding. The record is from RefSeq and is a predicted model, not a curated record. The transcript is spliced from 2 exons.